This is a messenger RNA of Salvelinus fontinalis (brook trout), 5256 nucleotides long. RefSeq names its product dishevelled-binding antagonist of beta-catenin 1 (gene dact1). The record is from RefSeq and is a predicted model, not a curated record. The transcript is spliced from 4 exons. The coding region runs from base 407 to 3064 and encodes 885 amino acids. Gene Ontology annotation, cellular component: cytoplasm. Gene Ontology annotation, biological process: negative regulation of JNK cascade; negative regulation of canonical Wnt signaling pathway; regulation of Wnt signaling pathway, planar cell polarity pathway. NCBI's taxonomy places the organism in Eukaryota, Metazoa, Chordata, Actinopteri, Salmoniformes, Salmonidae.
GGUCCAACGCUACUCACCACUAUCCUCAGAACGCUGCGACCUGCUUGACAGAGCAAUAGCUACACACUCCCUAUUUGACAUUACACUAAAAACUUUGUCGUUUUCCCCAUGCAACUUUUUUCGAUUUCUUCAAACUGAAAAGCACUGAGAUUUGUUGUUUUAUCUUGGAGGCCCGGAUACUGUUUGGACAACAAAAAGGACCGCUUUUACGCACGCAAUUUGUGCCGGGAUAGCUGCUUCAAAAGACAGAAUUUAUGGACAAGUAAUUUAGUGGUCGGUAAGGUUAGACCGUGGUAUGUGCGUCCACAGGUCAACGUUUUUGAUGCACAGCAUGAUUUUCUAAACUCUUCACAGUGAAUUUAUGUGGCCCGCUAGUUAUAUGUUGUAAAUCAUUGUCGCUUGUUGGAUGGAUACAAUGAAACAAACCGCUGCUGGUGCAGAAAUGCUGGUCUCCAAGGAUUACACAUUACAGAUGCGGGAUAGGAGAGAAUGCGAUACGCGCUCCAGGGAAAUAGAGGAAGAGUUGGGUCGUGUGCGAACUCGGGAGCGAUUGGAAGCCACUCUAGCGGGUCUUGGAGAGCUGGAAUAUUUGCGGCAGCGGCAGGAUUUACUGGUCAGAAAUGUGUUGAAUCGCCAAGAGGACUCUAUAUCACCAGGAGAAGAUCCAAUGUGCGUUACGCACGAGGAGAAUUACUUGAACUCGGAGGAAAAACUUUUAGAAGAAAACAUUUUAUUGCUAAGAAAACAACUGAACUGUCUGAGAAAGAGAGAUGCUGGUCUGAUCAAUCAGCUGCAGGAGUUGGACAGGCAGAUCAGUGACCUCCGAUUGGACACGGAGGCAUCACAUGAGCAAGUGGAGACAGACAGCCGCCCAAGCUCGGGUUUUUACGAGCUGAGCGACGGAGCUUCGGGGUCCCUCUCCAACUCCUCCAACUCGGUGUUCAGUGAGUGUUUGUCCAGCUGUCGCUCCAGCACCUGUUUCUGCAGUCCUCUCGACACAUCACUGUGUGCCUCCGAGGGAAGGCUCAAAUCUGCAGAUGAGCUGGGCAGCUGUGCUGAGUGUGAGAACCAGUGUGCGGAGCAGCAGACCAUAGGGACGGUUAGGAAGUUGCUCCCCGCUCCCUACUCCACCUCUACGGACGCCUCUUCCACCACUCAGGACAUCCAGUCUAAGUACCACUGUGACCUGAUCGCCAAGAACGGCAGCGACGUGUACCGCUACCCCAGCCCCCUCCAUGCCGUGGCCGUACAGAGCCCCAUCUUCUUCCAGUCUCUUGCCGGCCAUCUCAAAGAGGACGGGGGGCUAUCAAAGAGCAGCGGAAGCGAGGGCUUCGGUGACUGUCAGAAACUGAAGCAGCCGCCGAUUCUGGUGCCCCAGAACACUUCUUGGCCUGCCUCCCAUGCGCCUACCAGCAAACGACUGGACAAUUAUAUAUUCGGCCUGCUUCAGAGGAGGGCUCAGCCCAUUAGGACCAAUAAGCCGCGGACGAGCAUCAGCACAGACCCCUCUAAGAGCAUCCUGAGGCAGGGCAGCUUGUGUGUGAGACAGGCUACUGUUGCCCAGCAGCAGCAAGGAAGGACUGCUGCUACUGUUCCUGAUCUCAAACCAGCCUGGCAGAUGUGUUUACAUGCAGGUGGUGCUGGUAACGCUGAUCCAGGAACAGGCACUUCACAGAGACAGUGGUCAGUGGAGAGCAAAGGGGAACUCCUCUUAGAAAAUGGGACGGUGUCCCAGUCUCUGGGCCAACCUCAGAACGGAUGUGCCGCAAUCGACGGCAGUGACAUUCACACCAACAGCCUGGUAAAAAAGAAAGGGUCAUCAUCAUCAUCAGCCAAUAAAGGACUUCCAUCGGUGACUGGUCCUCUGUCUAAGGAUAACCAAGACUUGGGCACCCCAAAUGCCAACUCCUGCCCCAAAGAGAGCAAGCAUCCUUAUUUCCCUGCUGCUCCAGAUGACAUCAGUACUAAACCCCCCCAGACACUCCCUAGAGAACGCACCAAAACAGGCACUCCCAUGAAAAGCCCUAAGAGCAUCCUGGUCUCUGUCCAGACAGCCCAGACCACUAAGCAAGAGAGGCCCAUGCUGGAGCUGGUGAGUCUAGGGUCUUCCUCCCAGAGCCAGGAUGAAGGUCAGGGUCACAUGGUCAGUGCCCAGUACAUCCCUGCCCAGAGGCAGACUGUCAAGCUCCGCAAAGCGGGCAAGAACAUCAAGAUCGUCAAGGUGAAGAAUGCCUCUCUGAAACCACACCGAGGGGUUCAUGCACACGCUGAGCCUGUGUCAUACGAGGUGACAGGGGGGAGGGAGAAGGGUCACCGAUCUGGAGGGUUGAGGAAGUCGUGUCAGCCUGAGGAUGUACAACAUGUGCACAAAGUCUCCUCCAAGAGGGGGGUGUCCUCCAGGGCCAAACGCACCAUCCCUGCCUCCAUCCCUGAGGGCCGGGUUCUUGAGAAACACACAGCCACAGUGUCCACAACCAGGUCCACUGUGUCCAGGCAUCAUGGUCACCAUGGCAGGGAAGUGGUGGUGGCCAAGCCCAAGUACAAGAGGACAAGCGGACAUGACUACAACCGAGGAAGGCUGAAAGCCAUCACUGAGGUGCCUUACGACGAGGCCUUUAGGAGAGCCCACCGCAGACAGAAGAGGGAGGUCCUCGGCCAGGUCUCCACCACCACGUACCUACCCUCCAACGUGAAAUUUGCCAGCCCUUACGCCUACGUGGCUGGCAGCGACUCGGAGUACUCCGCAGAGUGCGCCUCGCUUUUCCAUUCCACCAUCGUGGACACCAGUGAGGAUGAGCGGAGCAACUACACCACCAACUGCUUCGGGGACAGCGAGUCCAGCCUGAGUGAGGCGGACUUUGUGGGGGAGAGCACCACCAGCAGUGACUCUGAGGAAAGUGGAGGGAUGAACUGGCCCCAGUUUUCAGGGCAGGGCACUGGGCAUCAUGAGUUAACCGCUGCACAGGCUAAGGCCUUCAUCAAGAUCAAGGCCUCUCACAACCUGAAGAAGAAGAUCCUCCGCUUCCGAUCGGCGGGCUCGCUAAAACUGAUGACGACUGUAUGAGGGAGGUACUUCAGGGUGUCAGGCAGGAAGCAGUGACUCAGCCAAUCAAAUUGGCCACUCUCUCUCUGCCCAAGAUCAAGUGCCUAGGCAGAUUUUUUGAUUUACAGAAAGUCUUUAAUGAAAUCAAUCUCAGAUGUUUAAGGAAACAUUUAAUUGGGAUGCAAGGAUUUGUACAAAAUGUCCAGCAGACUCCCUCUCCCUGCACUUUCUGACAAACGUUGGACAAGGUGAAAAGCAUCCCCAUUUUUAAAGGAGCACCCAUUUUUAUUUUGUUGUAUGUAGCAGUUUUGUAUUUAUUAUGGACAUUACCCUUGCUGUGGUACAUGGCAAAAAUCUGUACAUGCUUUUAAUGUUCUUGGUUUACUUUUUGGAUUAAAGAUAUUUCUAACAUAAUAUAUUUGGUUGCUACUUCUUGGACACGUGAUACUUUAUUUGACUGAUUAUUUAAAGCAGAGUAUUAAGUGUCUGUAAGGAAUAUUAAUGUCUAGAUAGACAUUAUAUUCUGAUCACUGACAACUGCUGAUGAUACCAUGAUAACGCUUUGAUAUACAGCACCAGUUUAAAGUUUGGACACACCUACUCAUUCAAGGUUUUUUAUUUUUUGACUUUUCUACAUUUUAGAAUAAUAGUGAAGAUAUCAACUAUGAAAUAACACAUGGAAUCAUGUAGUAACCAAAAAAGUGUUAAACAAAUCAAAAUAUAUUAUUUUACAUUCUUCAAAGUAAAGAAGCCACCCUUUGCCUUGACAGCUUUGCACACUCUUGGCAUUCUCUCAACCAGCUUCACGAGGUAGGCACCUGGAAUAUUUAAAUUAACAGGUGUGCCUUGUUAAUUUGUGGAAUUCCUUUCUUUCCUUAAUGCAUUUGAGCCAAUCAGUUGUUGUGACAAGGUAGGGGUUGUAGCCAUAUUUGGUAAAAUACCAAGUCCUUAUUAUGGCAAGAACAGCUCCAAUAAGCAAAGAGAAACGACAGUCCAUAACUUUAAGACAUGAAGGUCAGUCAAUCCGGAGCCGUUCAAUAACUUUCAAGUGCUGUUGCAAAAACCAUCAAUCGCUAUGAUGAAACUGGCUCUAAUGAGGACUGUCACAGGAAAGGAAGACCUAGAGUUACCACUACUGCAAAGGAUAAGUUCCUCAGAAAUUGCAGCCAAAAUAAAUGCUUCAGAGUUCAAGUAACAGACACAUCUCAAUAUCAACUGCUCAAAAGAAACUGUGUGAAUCAGGCCUUCAUGGUCAAUAUUGCUGCAAAGAAAUCACUACUGCAGGACACUAAUAAGACAAGAAUUGCUGUCCUUUAGUCUGGUGACUCCCAAUUUGAGAUUUUUGCUUCCAACCACCGUGUCUUUGUGAGAUGCAGAGUAGGUGAAUGGAUGAUCUCUGCAUGUGUGGUUCCCUCCGUGAAGCAUGGAGGAGGUGUGAUGGUGCUUUGCUGGUGACACUGUCUGAUUUAUUGAGAAUUCAAGGCACACUUAACCAGCGUGGCUACCACAGCAUUCUGCAGUGAUACACCAUCCCAUCAAGGUUUGUGCUUAGUGGGUCUAUAAUUUAUUUUUCAAUAGGACAAUGACCCAACACACCUCCAUGCUGUGUAAGGCCUAUUUGAACAAGAAGGAGAGUGAUGGAGUGCUGCAUCAGAUGACCUGGCCUACACACACAAUACCCCGACUUCAACCCAAUUGAGAUGGUUUGAGAUGAGUUGGACCACAGAGUGAAGGAAAAGCAGCCAACAAGUGCUCAGCAUACGUGAGAACUCCUUCAAGACUGUUGGAAAAGCAUUCCAGGUGAAGUUGGUUGAGAGAAUGCCAAGAGUGCAAAGAUGUCAAGGCAAAGGGUGGCUACUUUGAAGAACCUAAAAUCUAAAAUAUAUUUUGAAUUGUUUCACACUUUUUUGUUUACAUGAUUUCAUAUGUAUUAUUUCAUAGUUUUGAUAUCUUCACUAUUAUUCUACAAUGUAGAAAACACUCAAAAUAAAGAAAAACCCUUGAAUGAGUAGGUGUGUCCAACGUUUUGACUGGUACUGUAUAAUAUAUACACACAUAUAUAUAUACAAGAUAUGCAUGAGGAACUGUUUUACCUUAAUUUGUUGUUGAUAGCAAGUAGCUGUACAUUGCCAAUUGUUGUAUAUAAUGUCUAUGUAUGUUAAUACGGGUGUUUAACCGUUUUAUGCUUUAUUAAAUGUCUGCUUUAAAAUCAA